AUCCCACAUUGUGAUUGGUCGAACCUGUAAUGUUGCGGGAAGUAACCAUUCCCGCUGCACCAGCUACGAUUUCUAACGGAAUACCCACCAAUUCGUUGAGCAUUUUACGAUGAUGCGAAGGCCGAGAACAACGACUGCCAAAGUUGCAGAGAACAGAGAUGCGGACUCCGACGUGUCACUUUCACAGUCGGUCAGUAGUGAUGAAGAUGUGGAUGACUGGAGGCCACCUGAGCCAAAGCCAAAAGCCCGCGGCAGGGCGGCCAAAGCUCCCGCAGCACCCGGGGAGAAGAAAGCCGCUGCCAAGAGACCUGCCAAACCAAAGGAGCCAAAGGAGCCAAAAGCACCCAAACCACCUGCAGCUCCCAAAGUGCCAAAAGUUCCUAAACCAAGGGCACCACGCAAACCUGCAGCGCAGCCAAAAACCAAGGUUCCUAAAGUUCUGAAGGAUUCUGGUGCACCAGUGUUGGCUGGAAUAAAGAGGAAAUAUAUUAAUGAAGGCAACAAGGAUGAUACGGCUGCUGUAAAAAAAAGAGUGAAACAAACUGACUGUCCAGAGGGAGAGAGCGGGCCAAGUGUCAGAAUGAAAGAGGAGAGGGUGUCAUUCAUCGUGUCCGACGCCCAUCCGGCAGGCGGAUCGGCAGGCGAGGGGUCGUCGUCACUAGCCGGGUUCAAGCCAAAGAAAGAGGAAUUGGAGGAGGAGGAGGAGGAUUUCACGUUCGGUGAGCUCUGUCAAACGAAACAGAAGACCAGCGGUGCCUGUUUGGGACGACCAACUGCUUUACCAUCGUCAGAGGCACACGGCCUGAGGAAUGAACUCAAUAUGAACUGGGAUUUGAAAGAGCUGCUGUCCACCCUGACGUGUGUGGAUCGAUGGGUGUGUGCAAAUAUCGUCGGGCUGCUUCAGGAGGAGAAUACGGUGCCAUUCAUGGUGCGCUACCGCAAAGAGAUGAUCAACCACAUGGACGCCGAUGCUGUCCGAGACGUACAGAUGGUAUAUGAGGAGUUAUGUUCUCUAGCCAAGAAGACCCAGUCGGUGGUUCAGACCCUGAAGAAAGACGGGGUUCUCACACCUGAGUUGGAGCAAAAUCUGAGGAGCAGCCGAUCAGCCGAUGAACUGGAUCAUGUGUAUUCUCCUUAUAAGAAAGGCAGUAAGCUGACGAAGGCUCGCAGAGCCAAAGCACUCGGCCUCGAGGCGGCCGCAUUUGCAAUCUUGAACACACCGCAUACUCUGGAUUUAAAGUCAUGGGUAACACCUGGUACUGAAGGUCUGUCAUCGGUGGAAGAAGUGGCUACAGGUGUGGAACAUAUCUUGGCUGAUAUGAUCGCCAAAGAUCCUGAGACACUCACCUACGUGAAAACAUUGUGUGAGAACAGCUUUGUGACCAUCCAGUCCUCCGUGUCCAAGUCGGCCCUAAAGGAAAAGGAGCAGGAGAAGUCUGCGGAGGGCAACAAGAAACCCGGAGCCCAGCAAAACAAAAACAAGGACAUUGACAAGUUCCACCUCUACCUUGACUUCACCUGCAACAUCCAACGCAUCCAACCCCAUCAGACCCUGGCUAUUAACCGAGGAGAGAAUCUGAAGAUUCUGACGGUGAAAGUGAACAUUCCCGACAGGUUGAAGAAUGACUUCAUGAGUUGGUGCAUCAACAACAGGUGGAGGCCGAGGACGUUUGCAAAAGACGAGCUUCGUGCAAUCAUCAAGAAUGCUGUCGAGGACUCUUAUAAAAGGCUUAUUCUGCCUUUCCUCACUAGGAGCUACAGGACUAAGCUGACAACUGCAGCAGAGAAGGAGUCAAUCGCCAUGUUUGUGCGAAACCUGCGGCAGCGCCUGCUGGUGUGUCCAGUGAGGGGCUGCGUCAUCAUGGGGGUGGACCCCGGCUUCAGACAUGGCUGUAAGCUGGCAUUUCUCUCCCCCACUAGUCAGAUCCUCCAUACUGAUGUUGUGUACCUGCAUAAUGCAGGCAACCAGAGAGAAGCAGACAAACUGCGCCACCUCAUGAUCAAAUACAGCUGUUCCAAGGUUGUCAUCGGCAACGGGACAGCGUGCCGUGAGACUGAGUCGGUCUUCGCGGACCUCAUUUCUAGACGCUGUUUUCACCCCCUGGACGUGUCCUACUGUAUAACCAGCGAGGCGGGAGCCUCCAUCUACAGCGUGAGUCCUGAGGCAGUCAAAGAGCUGCCGGACAUGGACCCCAACCUCAGGAGUGCAGUGUCCAUUGGAAGACGUGUCCAAGAUCCACUGGCUGAACUUGUGAAGAUUGAUCCGAAACACAUUGGUAUUGGGACGUACCAGCAUGAUGUGUCGGCCGGAGCUCUGAAGGCGGCAUUGGACGGCGUGGUGCAGGAAUGUGUGAGCUUCGUUGGGGUGGACAUCAACAUCUGCUCCGAGACGCUGAUGAGGCAUGUAGCAGGCCUGAAUGCCGGCAGAGCGCGAAAUAUCUCGGAGUGGAGAGAGCAGAACGGCCCGUUCAACAACAGGGAGCAACUCAAAUUGGUCAAAGGCACGGGGCCCAAAACCUACCAGCAGUGUGCCGGCUUCAUUAGAAUCAACCCGCAAACCCUCCGCAGCGCCAACUCUUCCCCUCGACCUGUGCCGGAGAAACCAGCGGCCAAGAAGGGCAAAGGAAAGACUGGCGUCAACGUGCCCACCUCAUUUAACCCCCUGGACCAGACCUGUAUCCACCCGGAGUCCUACCAUGUGGCACAGAGCUUUCUGUCCCUCGUGGGCGGGAGUGCGGACCAGAUCGGGAGCGCAGGCCUGCGACAGUGCGUGGAGAGCAAGGUUCGGACCAGCGGGGUCGGGGAACUGGCCAAGACGCUGGGCAGCACACCUGAGACCCUCAAACUCAUCAUAGACGGCCUCACGCAACCCCCCGGGUUCGACAUCAGGCAAAAUUUUGGGCAAGCGGACUUUAAGCGGGGCGUCGUGUCCAUGAGUGACCUGCGGGUGGGCGCGGUGCUGACCGGCCGGGUGGACAACACCGCGCUGUUCGGGGCUUUCGUGGAUAUCGGCGUCGGCCGCUCGGGCCUCAUCCACAAGAGCAACAUCACCCUGGACAAGCUGCCGGCGAGCCAGCGCCGCCGCAGCCUGGCCCUGGGCCCCGGGGAGCGGGUGGAGGUCCGGGUCCUGGACGUGGACCCUCACAGGGGACGGAUCGGGCUGGACCUGAUCAGGAUCCUGCAAUAGACUUACCUCCUGUUAUUUAUACACUGUGUUUGGACGGGAUUUAUGACCGGAUAUUACACAGAAAGAGGCUGAGAGGCAGAUUGAUUCAGGGUCUCUACAGCAUCAGCGGAGGAGAGUGAUGUGUUCUUAAAAACCACGAAGCAGAGCUGAAUAAGACAUUUUAACAGACUUCACUUUAUAUGGUAACAACACACAUUCUUCCACUGUUUGCAUUGUUUGCGUUGGCUUUAAAUUUUACCGCUGCGUUCAUUGCUGGAAGAAUUUCUUUAGCCUGAAGUAGUUUUCUCAGGUAGAAUUAUUAUUCUCCUCCUGGUUAUGCUCAUUAUGCAUAUGAGUUGUACUUGUAUCAAACACUGAACCCGAUUGCCUGAUCAAGGGUAAAAAUGUCUCUUUUUGUCCAUCGACUGCACACACUGUGUCUAAGAUUGGACCGGUUACUGAGAGGGGACCCAGAAUUAUUUGCACUUUUGCUGUAGAUUACUUAAUACUUCAUGUUUAUUAAUAGUAUGGCAUAUUGGUUACGUGCUCUUGAAGAAAUGUUUUGUUCAGUGCUGCUCUGAACGGUUUGUAAAGACACUUUGUAUCUUUGUUAUUCAAAGCAGACUUUGUUUACAGGGUUUACGGACACUGAGGAACUCGUAAUCCUAAACAGAUUUCCAUUCGGCUUCAUCUGCAGACGAGGUUUUCACAUUAAAGAUAUUUCCUGUGUACCUUA
This is a messenger RNA of Gasterosteus aculeatus aculeatus (three-spined stickleback), 3902 nucleotides long. It is a transcript of the gene srbd1, whose product is annotated as S1 RNA binding domain 1. Gene Ontology annotation, molecular function: mRNA binding; structural constituent of ribosome. Gene Ontology annotation, biological process: translation; nucleobase-containing compound metabolic process. NCBI's taxonomy places the organism in Eukaryota, Metazoa, Chordata, Actinopteri, Perciformes, Gasterosteidae. The record is from RefSeq and is a predicted model, not a curated record.